This is a messenger RNA of Impatiens glandulifera, 1483 nucleotides long. Its product is annotated as serine carboxypeptidase-like. The record is from RefSeq and is a predicted model, not a curated record. Gene Ontology annotation, cellular component: vacuole. The transcript is spliced from 8 exons. NCBI's taxonomy places the organism in Eukaryota, Viridiplantae, Streptophyta, Magnoliopsida, Ericales, Balsaminaceae. Gene Ontology annotation, molecular function: serine-type carboxypeptidase activity. The coding region runs from base 1 to 1479 and encodes 492 amino acids. Gene Ontology annotation, biological process: proteolysis.
AUGGCACAAAGAUCUGUUCUAAUUCUCUUUCCUCUGUUGUUCUUCUCAUGUCAAAUUCUUUCAUCAUCGUCUUCUUCUUUGCGGGUUAUUAAUUCGCCAAGUACGGAAGCUCAGAGGCUUAUCCGCAGUUUUAACUUGUUUCCCAGUUCCCGCGUCAACUCCGGCGGCGGCCCCUCUUCCGGCCGAUUACCCGAUGCAGUACUGUCGUCCUCAUUGGUCGAAAAGCAAUUCAGACUCCCAGUCCGUGGUCCUUCGAUUCGGAAUUUGGGCCAUUAUGCCGGCUAUUAUCGACUUCCUCACUCUAGAGAUGCAAGGAUGUUUUACUUAUUCUUUGAGUCGAGAAAGAAUAAACGCAGUGACCCAGUUGUGAUAUGGUUGUCCGGAGGACCCGGAGCUAGCUGUUUAACAUCUAUGUUUUAUGUAAACGGUCCUUACCAUAUAACCAACAACAAUUCUCUUAUCUGGAAUAACUUUGGUUGGGACCAGGUCUCCAACUUGAUCUAUGUGGACCAGCCAAUCGGCACCGGUUUCAGCUAUAGUUCCCAUAGUUCUGAUUUUCGUAAUGAUCAAGAGGGUGUUAGCAAUGACUUAUAUGACUUCUUGCAGGCAUUCUUCGCUGAACAUCCUCAAUAUUUGAGGAACGAUUUAUACAUAACCGGAUCAUCAUAUGCCGGCCACUAUAUCCCGGUCUUAGCUUCUCGGAUUCACAAUGGAAACAGAAACGGAGAUGGAGCACCCAUUAACCUUAAGGGUUUUGCUAUUGGAAAUGGAUUGACAGACUUUGCAAUUCAAUACAAGUCAAUGCCAGAAUAUGUUAAAAGUGUGAAUCUGAUCACAGAAUCUCAAGCCAUGGAAGUCUCCAGAUUGAUACCAGCCUGCGAGAGAGACGCAUCUAAAUGCAAUGCAAGGCGAGGAGGAGGAGGAGAUAGCUGUAUAAAGGCGUAUUCUUCCUGUACUGACAUAUUCGAUGGUAUAAUGAGAUUAAUUGGUUAUAGGAAUUUUUACGACAUUCGAAAGAGAUGUGUGGGUCACCGUUGCUAUGAUUUCUCGUAUAUGGAAAACCUAAUAAAUGAGGGAUCGGUUAGAGAAGCCCUUGGAGUUGGGAAUAUUAGUUUUGUUUCUUUGAGCCGUAUUGUUUAUAAUGCGUUUCGUAAGGAUUUUUCGAGGAAUCAUGUAAUGAGAAUUCCUCCGCUCCUUGAAGAUGGAAUUAAAGUCUUGAUAUAUGCAGGAGAAUAUGAUCUCAUCUGCAAUUGGUUUGGGAACUAUUGGUGGGUUAGGGAAAUGAAAUGGUCAUGUAAGAGACAAUUCAAUGGUGCUUCCACAACUUCGUAUGUAGUUGACGGUGAUAUUAAGGGAGAACUUAUAAAAUAUGGACCUCUAUCAUUUCUUAAGGUUCUUGACGCUGGGCAUAUGGUUCCUAUGGAUCAACCGAAAGUGGCAUUGGAGAUGCUGGAUAGAUGGAUAAAAGGGACCCUUUGAAUGU